Hemibagrus wyckioides is the source of this 1941-nucleotide messenger RNA. It is a transcript of the gene pitpnaa, whose product is annotated as phosphatidylinositol transfer protein, alpha a. The transcript is spliced from 12 exons. Bases 148 to 963 code for a protein of 271 amino acids. Gene Ontology annotation, biological process: phospholipid transport. Gene Ontology annotation, molecular function: phosphatidylcholine binding; phosphatidylcholine intramembrane carrier activity; phosphatidylinositol transfer activity. NCBI's taxonomy places the organism in Eukaryota, Metazoa, Chordata, Actinopteri, Siluriformes, Bagridae. The record is from RefSeq and is a predicted model, not a curated record. Gene Ontology annotation, cellular component: cytoplasm.
AUGAAUGUGAAGAAAUAAGGAAAGCAGGAACUCGAGCCACUUUGAAGGCGGACGAAAGAGUUGCUGCUGAAGGGGGAAGUUUGGCUUGAAUGUUACGGAGACCGCCGCAAGUACAAGAAGAAGAAGAAGAAGAAGAAGAAGAAGAAGAUGCUCAUUAAGGAGUUCCGGGUUGUUCUUCCCAUUUCGGUUGAAGAGUACCAGGUGGCCCAGCUCUACUCAGUGGCUGAAGCCAGUAAGAACGAGACUGGAGGAGGAGAAGGAGUGGAGGUACUGAAGAAUGAGCCCUAUUCGAAGGAGGAUGGAGAGAAGGGGCAGUACACGCAUAAGAUCUACCACUUGCAGAGUAAAGUACCAGGCUUUGUGCGGAUGCUGGCACCGGCAUCGGCUCUGAAAGUCCAUGAGAAGGCCUGGAAUGCUUACCCAUACUGUCGCACAAUUCUCACAAAUGAGUACAUGAAGGACAAUUUUAUGAUCAUGAUUGAGACGUGGCACAAGCCUGACUUCGGUGACCAAGAAAAUGUACAUAAGCUUGAUCCAGACGUAUGGAAGAAGACUGAGGUUGUUUACAUUGAUAUUGCUGACAGGAGUCAGGUAGAAGACAAGGACUACAAACCUGAGGAGGAUCCAGCCACUUUCAAGUCAACGAAGACCGGAAGAGGACCUUUAGGACCUCAGUGGCGAAAAGAGCUUCCUCAGAAGACUGACUGUCCUCACAUGUGUGCCUAUAAACUUGUCACUGUCAAGUUUAAGUGGUUUGGUUUGCAAAACAAAGUGGAAGGCUUCAUCCACAAGCAAGAGAAGCGUUUGUUUACCAACUUCCACAGGCAGCUCUUCUGCUGGAUAGACAGGUGGAUUGACCUGACAAUGGACGACAUUCGACGGAUGGAAGAGGAGACACAAAAGGAACUUGAUAAGAUGCGAGAAAAGGACCCAGUAAAAGGGAUGUCUGCCUCAGAUGAGUAAAGGCCCUGCAGCUGGCACUCUCUAUUGCCCAGUGAGCAGCAGUAUUGUUCGUGUCCCAGGCGGUGCUCGAGAGGAUGCCCUUCCUCUUGAUCCACUCCAUUAUGGUGCCUCCCUCAAGUCCUUCUCCCACAAACACAGAGCUCCUAUACCACCAUAAAAACCUCCUAUAACUGAUUUCUACACUAAUAUAUGUAAUUCUAAUACUGAUUAUUCAUGUUUAUUUUUAAGGUUUACUGCUUUUAUUUUAAAUAUAUAUUUCAUCACCACUGGCAUCCCUCUCCCCCACAUUUUUAUUGAACUGGCAGACAACUAGGUUUUUUUUCUCAUUUUCUUUUUUUUAAUUUUUAAUAAUAAUAAAUUAUUAUUAUUAUUAUUAUUAUUAUUCCCUUGACAAUUUGUAUCAGCACUGACACCACCAUUGUAACACUGUUCUUACACUUGGUUUCUUUAGUUUACCUUUAUUCACUCCUUUCAGCCCCACUGUUGUGUGCUCCUAAGCUGCCUUAGGGGUGACAAAGUCGGUUAUCGUGUGUGUGUGUGUGUGUGUGUGUGUGUGUGUGUGUAGGAGGUGUCAAGCUAAUACUUGAUCCUGAUGACGUGACCCACCACUUUUUACACAUCCGAAAAUGGUCGUUGUAAGCAGUAUGGUGUAAUUGUGUUUACAUGAGGUAACCUCAACCUGAUUGAAUUAUGCAUCCUGGGUUUAAGGGAAUGAGGUUAUUUAGCACUAAACGUGGCUUCGUCUUCAUUGUCACGGUCAGUGCUGCACUCAUUUUGAAUUUGGUCUGAAUGUUUAGAGUUGUCUACUUUGCCUCGAUUUUUAAUCCGGGGCACGUAAACUAGGUUAUUUAUUCACCGGGUAUUUUUACAGUUUGUCAAACUUUCUGGGAUUAUGAAACACUGUGUAGGGCUGACGUUUUUCUACUCUUCUGGAAAUUCUAUCAUGAUUUGAAAUGGAUCAAUAAAAUGACAGACUUA